Molecule: messenger RNA, 2142 nt
Organism: Chanos chanos (milkfish)
Lineage: Eukaryota; Metazoa; Chordata; Actinopteri; Gonorynchiformes; Chanidae
Gene: sim1b
Product: SIM bHLH transcription factor 1b
Exons: 11
Coding region: 1-2142 (713 amino acids)
Biological process (GO): regulation of transcription by RNA polymerase II
Cellular component (GO): transcription regulator complex; cytoplasm; nucleus
Molecular function (GO): DNA-binding transcription factor activity, RNA polymerase II-specific; RNA polymerase II transcription regulatory region sequence-specific DNA binding; protein dimerization activity
Source: RefSeq, a predicted model, not a curated record
AUGAAGGAGAAGUCAAAGACAGCUGCAAGGACUCGACGGGAAAAAGAAAAUAGUGAAUUUUACGAGCUAGCCAAAAUGUUGCCUUUACCGUCUGCCAUUACGUCCCAACUGGAUAAAGCUUCAAUAAUACGACUGACAACCAGUUACCUAAAAAUGCGAAUAGUUUUUCCUCAAGGUUUGGGGGAGGCAUGGGGUCACGUGAGUCGGGCCAGAUCUCUGGAUUCUAUGGAUCGAGAGCUGGGAUGUCAUUUACUCCAGACAUUAGAUGGAUUUAUCUUCGUGGUGGCUCCAGAUGGGAAGAUAAUGUACAUAUCAGAGACAGCAUCGGUCCUGCUCGGACUCUCUCAGGUAGAGUUGACUGGGAAUAGUAUUUACGAAUACGUUCACCCUGCGGAUCACGAUGAGAUGACCGCCAUCCUGACGCCCCAGCAGCCAAACUAUUCACACUGCAUCCAAGAGUACGAGGUGGAGCGUUCUUUCUUCCUGAGAAUGAAAUGCGUCUUAGCUAAACGGAACGCUGGCCUUGCGAGUGGUGGAUACAAGGUCAUCCACUGUAGCGGGUAUCUGAAGAUCCGGCAGUGCGGUUUGGACAUGGCUCCCUUCGAUGGCUGUUAUCAGAACGUGGGCCUCUUGGCCGUCGGUCACUCCUUACCUCCCAGCGCCAUAACCGAGAUCAAACUUCACAACAACAUGUUUAUGUUUAGAGCCAGUCUGGACAUGAGACUCAUUUUCCUGGACUCCAGGGUGGGAGAGCUGACUGGAUAUGAACCCCAGGACCUGAUCGAGAAAACGCUGUACCAUCACGUACACAGCUGUGACAUCUUCCACCUGCACUGUGCUCAUCACCUGUUGCUGGAGAAGGGUCAGGUGACGACCAAAUAUUACCGUUUUCUGGCCAAACAUGGCGGCUGGGUUUGGGUACAGAGCUACCUCACCAUUGUCCACAACAGCCGAUCGUCACGACCCCACUGCAUCGUCAGCGUCAACUACGUCCUCACGGACACUGAGUAUAAAGGAGUACAGCUAUCUAUAGACCAGGUCAUGCCCAGUGAGUGUACACGGCCCUAUCCCAGUCCCACCAGUAACAAUAACCACCGCAGGAAAACGGCUCAGUCUGCAGUCUCUCAUCACGCCAAGCGCAAAAACAGAAUGUCCCCCUAUCUUCAGUAUUCCAGUUUUUAUAACGAGCUUUGUGAGUCUGACCAGGACAGCCAAUUGGAUAGCAGCCCUCUGACUGAGCCCGCCUCUCCACAGCUAUUGGAUCAAGAGGAAGGGGCGGAGACUGUGUGUGCAUUCAGACUGCCAGAGUCUGGAUCUCUUUGCUACAGCCUGUCACUGUCCCAGGAGGAGCUUCAGAAGACGCACUCCCUCACACACACAGCCCCGUGUGACCAUACACACACGCAGCUCCUCCUCGGAUGGGGGCAGGUGGGCAGGGAGGCGCGUUGGGGAGCGACGCGCUCAGUGCUGGCUUUUCCCAAAACCACGCUGCAGAACAGAGAGGGUUAUGACAUCACUUCCUACAACAGCCCCAAUGAUCAGUGGGAUGAGGACAGCAUGGCCAGCUCUCCGGAAGGUUCCGGAUCGACCGGUGACUCUGCUGACAGGUACUGUCUCGGUAACGGGUCACUGAACAAGACCCAGCAACAGGUCAUCAAAGAGGAGAAUCGGGGCUUUCGCUCCCAAAGGGGGCCAACGGAGGAUCUUAAUCACAGCCCACGUUACACCCUCUCCAGCUCCUGUGCUCAUCCGCCCGCCAUGUUCUGCCACCUCGCAGCCAAGGCGACCGGUUCCCAUGACAACCGCAGCAGCGUCAGCCCGGCGUCUCGACCGCGCAGCUCCAGCUCGGACAGGAUCUCUGGCGCCACGCCCUCGGCCGCCGAAGGCUCUGCGUCCGCGUCUCCGUGUCUGGGGCUCCAGACGCGCCCCGGUCCCCUGGUGUUCUCUGUCCAGGACAUGACGGGACACACGGCCGAGACUGAGGGGCACAGGGGCCACGCUCUGCUGGGCUGCUUUGGGGCCGGGUACGGCGUGACAUCACACACACAGACAAGGCCUGAGGCAUGUGCAGGGACAUGGUGGUGCAUCCGUCAUCAUCACCAGCGGCAGCUGACCCCUCAGGGCGGCGGAGCGUUGGAAUAA